GUCACUACACAAUGAAUGGACACUGUAUGCGCACGGGCGAUUAUUAAAGCGUCAUCACAUUUUGGAUUUAUGCAUUUAUCGCUCGGAAUCAGCGAUGACGUGGCUCCUGGCUUGGGUUCUGUUAGUCACUGGUAUACUUCAGAUUCAGCUGGCUUUUGCCCAGGAUUCCUCUAAGAUGCUGCACGUAACGGAGUCCGACAACCGCACUCAGUACUGCCAAUGGCCCUGCAAGUGCCCUAAAUCUCCUUCCACCUGCCCACCAGGUGUCAGCCUGAUCAUGGACGGCUGUGAAUGCUGCCGAGCUUGUGCCAAACAGUUGGGGGAGGUCUGCAAUGAAAAACACAACUGUGACCAUCAUCGCGGCCUUUACUGUGAUUACAGCGUUGACAAGCCGAGGUACGAAAAAGGAGUUUGUGCAUAUCUGCCAGGCACUGGUUGUCAAUACAGUGGUGUAAUCUAUCGCAAUGGCCAAAGCUUCCAGCCCAGUUGCAGAUAUCAGUGUCUGUGUGUAAAUGGGGCGAUUGGCUGUGUUUCACUGUGUCAUGAGUCUCAGCCCCCCAGAUUGUGGUGCCAGAACCCCCAACGGGUCAAAAUCUCUGGUCGCUGCUGUGAACAGUGGAUCUGUGAUGAGUCUGUGAGGGGGCGCAAGACAGCACCACGACACACAAUAGCUGGUCUCUCUAGAGGAAACGAGGACUCGAAUAAGAACUGUGUGACCCAGACCACCUCCUGGAGUCCCUGCUCAAAGACCUGCGGCCGUGGCGUGUCUGCACGCAUUACAAAUAAAAACAAGCAGUGUCAGAUGGUGAAAGAGAGCAGACUCUGUAAAAUACGGCCCUGCGAAGUGGACAUCACAAAGCACAUUAGGCCUGGAAAGAAGUGUUUAAACAUCUUCAUGGAUAAGCAGCCACACAACUUCACCAUCUCAGGCUGUACCAGUACAAAGUCUUACCAGCCCAAAUACUGUGGAGUCUGUACAGAUGAGCGCUGCUGCAUCCCUUAUAAAUCUAAGACUGUCGGGGUUGAGUUUCAGUGUCCUAACGGAUCCGGCUUCACCUCGCACGUCAUGUGGAUAAAUGCCUGUUUUUGCAACCUGAGCUGUAGGAACCCCAAUGACAUAUUCACAGAUCUCGAACAAUACUAUGAGACGCGUGAGAUUGGGAAUUGAAAGUAUUUAUUUGAAAAACUGGUGAAGUCAUGGCAUGGUUUUUGCUGAAAAAUAAUUGCAUUUUUGUGGGCUUGAGAUCCAUUAAUUCUUUUGGUAACACUUUACAAUAAGGUUGUAUUUGUUAGUAAAUGCAUUAGCUAACAACGAACAAUUUCGUUUUUCAGCAUUUAUUAAUCCUUGUUAAUGUUAGUUAAUGUCCAUAUUCCAUUAUUCAUGUUAGUUCAUAGCUAAUGCGUUAACAAAUUGUUAACCAAUAUUGAACAGUAUUGUAAAGUGUCACCUUUUUUUGUAAUAAGUAGGCAAGAGAUUUUAUUUGAUUUACCACCAUAUUUGCUCUUUCGAUUACAUUUGCAAAGUUUUAAAUGACAAUAAUUGUUGACAUUUUAUCACCCAGGAUAAAUAUCACACACAAAGACAAUCUCCCUUUGACAACUGAACUGUUUUUAUGUUUAAAGAUAUGCAAGCUAUGGUGUAAAUAUGUAUAUGUAAAAAGACAAGCUCUUGUUGAGCUACAAACUUAAUUUAUAUAAGAUAAAAUGUAUUGUGCUCUUGAUAAUGUAUAUGGAAGCAUAUUGGUAGCAAUUAUCAAAUUGAAAUGCAAUUUGCAAAAUGGCAAUGCAGUAUGUAAAAUGACAAUGCAUUUAUGUCUUUAAAUAUACAUUUAAAAUAACAGAUGUGCAACAUUAGGUGCAAAAUGAAAAUGAAAUUUCAAUAACACAAUUGACAUUUGUCCGUUCCUAUACACUAUUUUUAAUAUGUAUUUUGAAAUGCAUAUUUUAACGCUCUUUAAAUUGCAAAAUUAAAAUGCAUUCCCCGGAUUGAGUAUAUGUGUUUAAGAUAGCCAAGCAAAACUGUUGCAAAAUGAUCAUUCAAAUGUUAUUUUCCCUAAAUGCAUUAACAUUCACGGGUUGAACAUUUUGGAUUGCAUUUUCAUUACACAGCGCGGCGAGUGUUGCAAAAUUCAAUGUGGACUUGAGAAUGCAUUU
Triplophysa rosa is the source of this 2154-nucleotide messenger RNA. It is a transcript of the gene ccn4a, whose product is annotated as cellular communication network factor 4a. Gene Ontology annotation, biological process: signal transduction; cell adhesion. Gene Ontology annotation, molecular function: integrin binding; heparin binding. The transcript is spliced from 5 exons. The coding region runs from base 95 to 1168 and encodes 357 amino acids. The record is from RefSeq and is a predicted model, not a curated record. NCBI's taxonomy places the organism in Eukaryota, Metazoa, Chordata, Actinopteri, Cypriniformes, Nemacheilidae. Gene Ontology annotation, cellular component: extracellular matrix; extracellular region.